CCCACACACUUUCUCUUCUUCUUUCUACAAAUGGGUUUCCAAAGAUCUAUCUCUUCUUCUUCUGCAUUAAAAUGGCUUGGAUUUGUAACGGCAGUUUGGGUUCAAGCCAUCUCCGGCAACAACUACACUUUUUCAAACUACUCCGGUGCUCUUAAGUCUCUCAUGAAUCUCAACCAGCUCGAGCUCAACAACCUCUCUGUCGCUAAAGACGUCGGAAAAGCCUUUGGGAUCCUCGCUGGCCUUGCCUCUGACCGUCUUCCUACUCCUGUCAUCCUUCUUAUUGGUUGUUUUGAAGGUCUUCUCGGUUAUGGUGUACAAUGGCUUGUUGUUAGCCGCACCAUCCAACCAAUCCCUUACUGGCAGAUGUGUAUAUUCCUCUGUAUGGGAGGGAACAGCACAACGUGGAUGAACACGGCGGUUUUAGUGACUUGCAUACGUAAUUUCCGACGCAACCGUGGUCCUGUCUCCGGGAUCUUGAAAGGAUAUGUCGGCCUAAGCACAGCUAUAUUCACCGACCUAUGCACUGCUCUGUUUUCAAACGAUCCGGCGUCGUUUUUGGUUUUGCUUGCAGUCAUCCCUUUCGCCGUUUGUCUCACAGCGGUUUUCUUCCUCCGUGAGAUCCCACCUGCUUCUUCUGCCGCCGAGGAGAACGAAGAGACUCGCUACUUUACCAUAUUCAACAUUGUGGCCGUCGUUGUCGCCGUCUACCUUCAGUCUUACGACAUCAUCGGAAUCAAAACCGGAGUGUUCUCUGUUGCUUUCGCCUCCAUACUUCUCUUCCUCUUGGCUUCUCCAAUAGCCAUUCCUUUCCACUCUUUCAUCAAGAGCUUGAAUCACGGUGAACAAGAUGACUUAGAAGGAAGGAUUCAAGAACCGUUGCUUAGAUCCGAGAUCGCGGCAGCGGAGAGAGAAGUGGUCGUUGUAGCUGCGGUGGCAGCUGAACAAGAGGAGAAGAAGAAGAAACCGGUGUUGGGAGAAGACCACACUAUAAUGGAAGCAGUUUUGACCGUUGACUUUUGGGUGCUUUUUGUGUCAUUCUUGUGUGGUGUAGGAACUGGUUUAGCUGUGAUGAACAAUAUGGGUCAGAUAGGUCUUGCCCUUGGAUACACAAAUGUUUCAAUCUUUGUCUCCAUGACUAGUAUUUGGGGAUUCUUCGGCCGCAUUCUUUCCGGUACUCUCUCCGAAUACUUUCUCAAGAAAGCUGGAACACCAAGACCACUGUGGAACGCAGCCUCUCAAAUCCUUAUGGCCGUAGGAUAUAUACUAAUGGCUUUAGCCGUGCCUAAUUCACUCUACAUUGGUUCAAUGGUGGUUGGAGUUUGUUACGGUGUCCGUCUAGCCAUAACCGUACCAACAGCGUCCGAACUCUUUGGUCUCAAAUACUAUGGUCUCAUCUACAACAUUUUAGUACUUAACUUGCCACUUGGCUCGUUCCUCUUCUCGGGUCUCCUUGCUGGCUUCCUCUACGAUGCAGAGGCCACACCAACUCCUGGUGGGGGCAACACGUGUGUAGGAGCUCAUUGUUACCGUCUCAUCUUCAUAGUCAUGGCAUUAGCUUCUGUUAUUGGAGUCGGUUUGGAUCUUGUGUUGGCUUAUAGGACGAAGGAGAUUUACGCUAAGAUUCACGCUAGCAAGAAGUCCAAAAAAUCUGGUGGUAGCCUUAGUUAAGAAUUAUAGAUCUAGUUCCGUCGCACUAGAUUUGUUUGUCACAUUUCAAAUGCUGAUUUUGUAUGCAUGAUACAAUAUCAGAUUCAAGAUAUUGUUGAACAAAAUUGCAAGUACCAGGGAAUAGAGAUCAUAUUGUUGUAGAAGCAUCGCCAAUGUAUUUUUUUCUUUUCGAGAUUUGUUCAAAUUAUAUAAAUGAAUGACAUUUUGAUGU
Messenger RNA from Arabidopsis arenosa, 1879 nucleotides. The record is from the annotation of a GenBank genome assembly. Lineage: Eukaryota; Viridiplantae; Streptophyta; Magnoliopsida; Brassicales; Brassicaceae.